Molecule: messenger RNA, 312 nt
Organism: Aspergillus melleus
Lineage: Eukaryota; Fungi; Ascomycota; Eurotiomycetes; Eurotiales; Aspergillaceae
Exons: 1
Coding region: 1-312 (103 amino acids)
Source: RefSeq, a predicted model, not a curated record
AUGCGUAGCGUCCAGGAUAGCCACCCUCCAUCACGAGGGGAAGAAAAAGAAAAGAAAGGAAAGAAAAAUUACUCCGUACACGAAAGAACAGAGGAAUAUGAGUCAGCCACAGGUGAAAAGGCCAGAGAAGCGAGAGGCUGGGUUCGCAGUCUGAAAAAAGAAAAGAAGAGAGCAGCUAUGAUGGUGUUGGGGCCAAAAUGUCAUCAUCAUCGUGGUACUCUUCAAGAGGAAACAAGCACCCCAACUGUGUCACCCCGGCUGCAUGUGGCCGAUGGGGAUUCCUUCUGUUCAUGCAGUGAAGUUGUAGCCUAG